GCUUGCCGCUGUGUCUACGAAUGCGAAUGCGCGAGCGGCGGCGAUGAAGGUGGAAGGGUUCAACCCUCGGCUACCGUAGCCUGGUUCUUCACCUCCUUCUCCGGCAAGCUUUAUACCGAAACGAACGAAGAAGCCGCGCAACGUAUCCACACUCUCAGCUGGCAGCGCGACCACGACGUACUCACCGCCAUCCGCCCCUGCAGUGGUCACUUCUGGGAUCCUCCGUCUCGCCAGCCAAAGUGGUCCCGGGACCCGUUCCAGGACUCGAAGAACUAUACAGUACUGGCCAUCGGCAACGCUCGAUUCCAGUCAGGGACGGUGAAGUGUCGGUACACUUUUGCGACUCCCGUGAGAGAAGCGAGCCCCCUGGAAGCAGGCUCGGUCGACCAAAGCUUUCACGUGCCUACCGAUCUCGUUGCGUGAUCGCGACCGCGCGGACUCUCCGUGUGCGUGCGUGCGUGUUCGUGAGUGCCUCAUUCUCUCAGCGUCCUCGAGCGGAGACUUCAGGGAGAGGAGCGAGAGAGUGAGAGAGAGAAAGAGCGUGCGUGCGUGUGUGUGUGUGUGGCGGCUCGCGCUCACCGAACGCUCACGAGAGAAGGCGGCUAGUUUUUUUCCCCCUUCGGUUGGCCGCGGUAGCGGCGGCGCAUCAUCAAUGGAAUUCGGCGCCGAUUGUGGCGGUGGUGGUGUUGUCGGUCGGGGGCGUCGCCGGCCCCGAUGACCUUCCGUGCGCCUGCAUGACGACGACCACGACCAAGACGCGGAUCAUCCCGUCGUCGACGCGUUGACCUCGGCAAACGUUUGUUUGUUGUGCCGCCGCUGGGCUUCUCUGGCAUCGAGUGGAGCCGGCCCGAAAUGUCACAGCAGACCCGGACGAAGAAAGGGAGCGGGGGUGGAGCAGCCGUGUCCCCUCCGCCAGGCGGCGUCGUCGGCGCAGAUGCGCGGCGCCGGGGCAAGUGCAAGUGGUUCAACGUGGCCAAAGGUUGGGGCUUCAUCACCCCGUACGACGGCGGCCCCGACGUGUUCGUCCACCAGUCGGUGAUCCAGAUGUCCGGCUUCAGGAGCCUGGGGGACGACGAAGAGGUGGAGUUCGAGUGCAAGGCCUCGGACAAGGGCGUCGAGGCCACGGCCGUGUCGGGACCCGAAGGUGGCGACUGCAAGGGGUCGCACCGGAGGCCCAUGUCCAAGAAGCGGUUCCGAAAGAUCAGGUGCUACAACUGCGGUGAGUUCGCCAACCACAUCGCCGCCAAGUGCACCAUGGGGCCGCAGCCCAAGCGCUGCCACCAGUGCAAGUCGGCCGAUCACCUGAUCGCCGACUGCCCGCAGCGCGAGGACAAGCGCGCCAAGGGAGGCGCCGACGCGUCACCGACGACGACGCCAGCCGCCGCCGCAGCACGCGAGCACUAACGGCGACAGCAGUCUUCCAGAGGAGCCCCUCGACAACGCCGCGACGGCGGCCGACGAGGCCGUGGACAACAACAACAGCGCCGCGCCCCUCGCCAAACACGCCGAGGCGUAAAAAGAGAGCCCCCUCACACUGUCUCUAUCUCUAUCUCUCUCUUUAUUUCUUCCCGCUUUUGCGGGCCCGUACACACUAAGGCGGCGCUCUUCUAAAAGUCCCAGCGCUAAAGUUAGCAGCUGUUCGCGAAAACUCGCCGGACUGCAGAGUGGGAAAGCAACGUGUAUAGAGAGAUUGUCUCAUUGAGGAGUCUUAGAGAAACAGCGGACCCACAAGUGUACGCUAUCUGCCCUGCGCACGAAAGAAGCUCAAGCGGUGUUUUGGUCUCUGCGCAUAUGCAGCACCGGUGACGCCUGUUCAGCGAGUGCGCUAUAGACCACUUGCGUCCGCUGUUUCUAGAAACUCUCUAUUUUCGCGUAAUCUGUCACGAAUGCGUGAGCUUUGAGGCACCGUCAGCGCAGAUCUAUCUAUAUAGAUAUAUAUACCUUAUAAGGGAUUGUUUACGAUGGCACGGCUGGAGCAAACUACGAUGCUUCUGAUAGCGGGCUGUUAUUCGUUGCUGUCGCAUCGACAGCUACGCAUCCUCGCAGAAAGCUCGAAACUCGGGGGUAUGCUUGCACGAGCCAAGAGCCGCGAGAAAGUUCAAAUGGCUAAUUGUGCUUUUCGGUUACUAUAUAGAAACUGCCGGGACUGUUGGAAGCCUACAUUGGGAGAUUGCGGAGUAAAUAGACAGUAUGUACAGAUACGCAGGUAGUCGCUGUUGGCUACCCUGCAACAGGAAGGGAGGAGUUAAGGGGGAUAUCAUUCAAGUAUCUUUUGGAGAAACUAACGUUGCCCGAACGAAUCCGGAUAGCUCAGUGGCGGCCCAAUGUUUCACUUUAUACACGAUCACUCGAACCUUCAACACGUGACACUUCAUCCAACUUAGCCAGGUAAUCGGUGAAAACCGCACAGUAUGCUGAUCGUUUGCUUAUGCAGGAGUGACCAUUCGUGCCAACUUUUAGCUAAAUUUUCGAGCAUUCUCGUGCGGCUGGAGUACGUCUACUCCGCUUGUGCCCAAUAGGAUUGAACCUAACUCCACUGAGAGAUGCGAGCACUGUCGAAGAUGAGUUAAAUGUAAGAGAAUCAGUGUAACCUCGCAAAAGAGAGUGUCUCACACUCUGGCUUUCUUGUAGCAAACUAAUCAAUUGCCGCGCUAAACUUAUCUGGGCAAGUGAGUGAAACCAUUGCCGUUAAUGGCGAACAAAAGCUGGAGAAAACAAACGGAAAGAGACCGGAGCGAAGUGUCAGCGUUAGUAGAUGUCGCCAGUAUUAUCUGGUAGCCUGGCAAACCUUCAAGAGCCUUGGUCCCAGGAAUGUGUGAGUGACCAUCAACGUAAUUGGGGGGGAAAAGGGGAACCGCCUUCAUGUGUGCACAAUCAAAACAACGACUUUGCUAAGUGCUCUAUGGAUACUCAUUCGCAGUGCACAGUUUUAAACCACUCGGCGAUACAGAGUGUACGAGAACCGUGCAAAAGGCAGCUCGACGUAUACAAAGCAGCAACAAAUGCAUACACCAGCAUUGCUGCAUAGUGCUUUGGCUUUUUCAUUAAUGUCCAGUACACGUCGAUCAUCGAUAGGACGAACGCUGGAAUUGCUCAGGAAGCGCCUGGUUGUUAGCGCGAACGGAAAGUAAACCAGGUGAAUAGAGAAAAUAAUUAUUUUGCAAGGCUGAGUUGGAUCGGGUAGUCGAAUGGAUCCUUUGGUGUCACUACACACACAUAAAUCGAACAUCUGUUAGUUAUACCGUACUUAAAAUAGGAGAUAGAGGUAAAUAAGACAUGCGAAGGAAUUUUCGUACUUGGUCUAUCUGUACUCUCGAUAGCUCUGAGAGGACUUAACCUGCGCGCAGUUGUGUACAAGGUAAUCAUCCAGGCUCCUGCACAGGACCACCUUGAUGGCCCUUGCCUUCGAAAUGGUCAUGUGGCACAUGAUUCACAGUACCGGUCAGCGCAUUUUCGCUCCAACAUAUCACUACCAGGGCAUUCAAUUUGGAUCACACGGGAGCAUUCUGCAUUGGUAAACACAGUGUAGACAGACGUAGUUAUCAUAAAUGUUGUAGACCUAAAAAUAGCAAUCAGCAAGAUGCUCGAAGAGCACGCUUUGGUUCCUGCCUCAGUAUGUUUAACACGCUGAUUGGUGGACGGGAUGCUUUCUCAAGCAAUGCUUUAAUAGUUUUAAAACAACGAUAUAGGGAAAGAGGGCGAUCUUUCAGCAGCCUUCUUUUUUUUUUGGAUUUCCAGUUUUAGCAACCCUUUAAUGCAACACUUUGCUCGCAGAAAUAGCGAGAGCUUUAUCAGAACAGUUAUUAUGAACUGCCACUGCCUGACUUCUGCAUAUUCGCACGUGUAGACUUCGCUGUGCCAAAAGAUCAAUUGACUGUGUACUGAGGAAAAUUACAUUUCGAGUCGUAUCGUAUAGGUGCAACAAGCGAAUAUAAAUCUGUCGUUGAACGCAAUGUCGGCUCGCUACAUGAAGCAGCGCUUCACGAAAGUUGUCCUUGCAAAUGAGCAUGCAAGGAAACCUACUUGUUAGAAGAAAAAAAAAAUCGAGUACUUCACCGAGACGUCUCCAUUUGAGACGAUGGACUUUCUUCCUACCAUGAAACGCACUCGAUACGCUGCCAAAUCUUCCGAGUGUAAUUCAAUCGCGCCUUGUGUGUACAUGUCGCGCUGACUGCGCCGGUAAAUUGUACAGAUUAUAUACACAACCUUGUUGCGUGGUGACCACAGCUGUGUAGGACCUUCUUCUGAGACCGUUCUAUCAUUUUUUUUUUUUUGAGUGACAUGACGAUGUUGUUGCUUUCUUCUCCCGAGCCGUUGUGUGCGGUGUCGUGCAAAAGAAGAACACUUAAUUGUGUGUGCGUGUGCGUGUGUGCGCAUAUAUGCGUGAUGAUGCGCGUUUUGUGGGCGUAUAGUAACGAUCCCAAAGAAGUCUAUAAGUGUGGUCUAGAGACGACCCUGCGUGCUAAGGCUUCGGACGAGAAGCCGGUUUCCGCCUUCUUCAUUAAUGCCUUAAAAGGGACACUAUUGAGAAACGCUAAAUGAAUUUAAAAUAUUCCUUUAAAAAAUACCCUCGCUGUUUUGUGGUAUACAUAAGGCGUUGGUUAUUAGAAGAGAAAAUGAAGGUGAAAUUACCAUUAGUUGAAUUUCGCGCCAAUAGAAACACCAGCGCCAGUAAGUCAGUGUGACGUCAUGUAUUCAGCGAUCUAGUGCGGCAAUUGGACGGUGGCGUCACCGCCAGCGUUUUGUUCAAAAUUUAUUUAUAAAUACAGCUCAAGGUAUGUUUUCUCUUUAACGUCCCUUUAAAGUGCAAGUAUACUUGCUUAUCAUUCGACAAGCAUCUUUAUUCGCAUUUUUUACGUGCCUCCUUAGAAAUGGUGUGCGAGAUUUACGUUUCAUCUCCCUAUAUAGUAUAGCUGAGCUUUCCUUGCGUUUAAUUCUUUGACCAGCUUUGUUGAUGACAAACUGUCCGUUUGAAAGUUUAAUAUUGCUUGUUAGGUGGAAUCCUUGACCUCCGGUGAAAAGUGAUAACACGAAGCGAUGCUUGAGUUAAUUUCAGAAGAAAAGAAAAUUGAAACUCUGGCCUUGCUUUCUUUACGAAGAAUCACGCGUUCUGGUUAUUCCGCUUUGGUGUGCGCAUAUAGCUUUUUUUGCCACGCAAGCAUCUUGCGAAUGAAAUGCUCAAUAAUCGUCGCCGUUUAUUGGCCAAUCGACUACAACGACCUCUCCAUUACCAGCACGUGGUUGGUAUUAUUUCUCAGCCGGAGGCCAAGGAUCAAUCAUUAUAGUCUAGAUGAAGAACAAAAAAAAAGUUUUCUAGUUUGUAUACUCUUAUGUGCUCUUCGUUUUCUUUUUUGUUAGAAAAAAAAAGAUAUUGUAUGUGCAACUGCCAUGUGACCCUGCCAUACCGCAACACUGGUACGAGUACAUUCACACGUACCCAAUCAAACCUGUGAGUGUAUAAUAGAACACCGUUUUUCUGUAGGCGGAAGACAGGUUGUAAAAUUGUUUAUAUAUGAAAGGACUAUAUACUGUAUAGGUGUUUCGUCUCGGUGUCAUCGCACGGAGCGCCAUCUGUAGAAUGACGCAAAAGGCGUGCUUGAACGAGACAUUUUUGGGAGGUGGCCAAAAGAGGAACAAACUAUAUAUGUAUACACAGGGGUGUCUUACUAACGUUUCGAAAUCUCGACAUAGUAUUCCACCGGUACAAGAACAGCGACGCCGAGAGGCAGAAAAGUACGGGCGAACCUAAUUCUCAAGCGUGAUAUCGCCUCAUAUUGUGAUGUGGUACUGCUCGGAAUUCAGUUGCUAAACAUUAGCUGCGGCAGGGUUCGACCGAGCCUUAAUCGCUUUAAUCAAACGUUUAGUAUAGCGUUAAGGCUCUAUACUGUUAGCGCUAUCGCACGAGCCAGGUUGCAUCUGCGUAUGCGUGGUCCGCAUUAGCGAGCGUAUGUGUAAUUGUACUUGGCGAGGGUGGUAACCGUAACUGUAUAAGCGGUAAUGCUAUGCUGGAACUUUUCUGCAAACAGAUUUAGCUUGAAAGUACGCGUUUUAGAUUUAUCGUAAAUCCAGGGCGAAGCAGCGAACAGCAGCAUUUGUGGCAAGACCUUGUGACGUUGCAUUCAGGCAAACAUCAAGUGCAGCUUCUCGUAUUGUGCGACUAUAGCUAAUUUAUUGGCGUAAGGCUUUUCGACUACUCAUGUUUGUUCAUCAAAGAUUACACGGGAAAAAUGAGCAAAAAUACCAUCGGCUUAUUCUCCAAAUAUUACCGUGCAACCAAGGAACGUUUUAGUAAACUCUUCUUGAACGCAGCUCCCCAGGAGGUAUCGCCAGAAGCACUACCGUUCGCGUGUCCGUCCCUGUAAUACGGUAAAACCUGAACCCUAGGUCCAGCGUAAACACCUGGAAUGCGGAAACGAAAAGAAAAAAAAAAGAAAUGAACACAAAUACUUGCUCGCGUUUCAGUUCAUGCCGGUAGAAAGUUAGUGAGCGUUUGCUCAACAAUCGUAGCUUCUCUUCUGGCCUGCUUGGUAGAUAAGGCGUAGAUGUUUGUGCUGCAAUGCCCCAUUGUUGCCGACUAGAUGCGUUUCGUUAAAUUUGACAGUCGUUUCUAGUAAUAUUUGUUUAAAACACGUACUAUAGAAGGCGACAGUCACGACAAUCCGAUCCUUCGGCUUCACACGUUUGGCAUAACAUAACUUCGCAAAUGCACUUCUAAGUAAGCUGAGCUAGGGACAGCAAUAUUAUGCUCCAAUUUAUGCCAGUGAUUAGCUUCACACACCGUACGACGCCACAAGCUUUUUAUUAUGUUUAAUAUUGUUUUCCUAACGUAACGUAGCAGCAAAAAAAAUUGCAAGCCGAACCCUUAUUAGCAACAUAGACAAGCAGGCCCAAAGAGAAGUAGCGGUCGUCUGUAAUACUCGGAGUGCGCAAGCCAGUAUGUCUUGCGUACACACUCACUAAUGUGUUAAUUUAUGUGUUUAGAGAUUAAGGGGGCAAUGGGCAAUUAGCUAUGAGGACCUUUGCAAAAUAUUCAGUUGACACUCAACAAAAAAAAUCACUGACAGUCUAUUACGCGUUAACGAAAUCAAUUGCAAAGGAAGGCUUGAGCGUGUAUCAUGCUCAUCCGAAUCCCCACAUGGUUAAAAAUAAUUGAAAAAAAGUAAAUAAACAAAAGCAAAAUGCCCAUAUUUUGUAAAGGCGGGCAACACAAAUAUUUCCCUGCAUUAGGGCGUGUUUUGUAUGAAUUUUCUCUGAGAAAUAAAAAAAAAUAAAGA
This is a messenger RNA of Dermacentor silvarum, 7274 nucleotides long. It is a transcript of the gene lin-28, whose product is annotated as protein lin-28 homolog. NCBI's taxonomy places the organism in Eukaryota, Metazoa, Arthropoda, Arachnida, Ixodida, Ixodidae. The record is from RefSeq and is a predicted model, not a curated record. Gene Ontology annotation, molecular function: nucleic acid binding; zinc ion binding. The coding region runs from base 853 to 1404 and encodes 183 amino acids. The transcript has 4 exons.